AGCUCCAAGUCCCCAUCCCUCUGCAGUCCUGCACAAUGAGGACCCUGAACCACUCUGCCAUGGAUGGGGCUAGGGUGGAGAGGAACUUCUCCUUCCGCAUUCUGACGGCCUGCUUCUUGUCCGUGCUCAUCCUCUCCACCCUCCUGGGGAACACCCUGGUAUGUGCGGCUGUCAUUCGCUUCCGGCACCUUCGGUCCAAGGUGACCAACUUCUUCGUCAUCUCCCUGGCUGUCUCAGACCUUUUGGUGGCCGUGUUGGUGAUGCCUUGGAAGGCGGUGGCUGAGAUUGCAGGCUUCUGGCCUUUCGGAGCCUUCUGUAACAUCUGGGUGGCCUUCGACAUCAUGUGCUCGACAGCGUCCAUCCUCAAUCUCUGUGUUAUCAGUGUAGACAGAUAUUGGGCCAUCUCCAGCCCCUUCCGCUACGAACGAAAGAUGACCCCCAAGGCCGCUUUCAUUCUCAUCAGUGUGGCCUGGACCUUGUCUGUUCUCAUCUCCUUCAUCCCCGUGCAGCUCAGUUGGCACACAGCGAAAUCCCCUGGCCCACCAGACAGCAACGACACUUUGCCGCUGGCGGAGCCAGCCCCCGACAACUGUGAUGCCAGCCUGAGCCGGACCUAUGCCAUUUCGUCCUCCCUCAUCAGCUUCUACAUCCCCGUGGCCAUCAUGAUCGUCACCUACACACGUAUCUACCGAAUCGCCCAGAAACAGAUCCGCCGCAUUUCAGCCCUAGAGAGGGCGGCCGUGCAUGCCAAGAACUGUCAGACCACCGCCGGCAAUGGCCACCAGGCCGAGUGUGGCCAGCCUGAGAGCUCCUUCAAAAUGUCCUUCAAAAGAGAGACCAAAGUCCUGAAGACGCUAUCAGUGAUCAUGGGUGUGUUCGUUUGCUGCUGGCUACCCUUCUUUGUCUUGAACUGCAUGGUGCCAUUCUGCGGGUCCGGGGAGACACAGCCCUUCUGCAUCGACUCCAUCACCUUCGAUGUGUUUGUGUGGUUUGGCUGGGCCAAUUCCUCCCUGAACCCCAUCAUUUACGCCUUCAAUGCAGAUUUCCGGAAGGCAUUCUCCACACUUCUGGGCUGUUACCGGCUCUGCCCUGCCACCACCAAUGCCGUUGAGACAGUGAGCAUCAACAACAACGGGGCGCCCAUGUUCUCCAGCCAUCAGGAGCCCCGAGGGUCCAUCUCCAAGGACUGCAACCUCGUCUACCUGAUCCCUCAUUCCGUGGGCUCCUCUGAAGAUGUGAAGAAAGAGGAGGUAGGUGGGGGAGGGGCCAAGCCCUCAGAGAAACUGUCACCAGCCCUCUCAGUCAUUUUGGACUGCGAUACUGAUGUGUCCCUGGAGAAGAUCCAGCCCUUCGCCCAGAAUGGACAGCACCCAUCAUGAACAGCUCUGCCCAGUCCAGCAUCUCACCUCUGGCCAGGCUCAUCCCCAGCACUGGAUGAG
Suncus etruscus (white-toothed pygmy shrew) is the source of this 1439-nucleotide messenger RNA. RefSeq names its product dopamine receptor D1 (gene DRD1). Gene Ontology annotation, molecular function: G protein-coupled receptor activity; dopamine neurotransmitter receptor activity, coupled via Gs. Gene Ontology annotation, cellular component: plasma membrane. Gene Ontology annotation, biological process: adenylate cyclase-activating adrenergic receptor signaling pathway; vasodilation; G protein-coupled dopamine receptor signaling pathway. The coding region runs from base 36 to 1379 and encodes 447 amino acids. Lineage: Eukaryota; Metazoa; Chordata; Mammalia; Eulipotyphla; Soricidae. The transcript has a single exon. The record is from RefSeq and is a predicted model, not a curated record.